Molecule: messenger RNA, 1632 nt
Organism: Lachnellula hyalina
Lineage: Eukaryota; Fungi; Ascomycota; Leotiomycetes; Helotiales; Lachnaceae
Gene: WRAP73
Product: WD repeat-containing protein
Exons: 2
Coding region: 1-1632 (543 amino acids)
Biological process (GO): protein localization to mitotic spindle pole body; mitotic sister chromatid segregation; microtubule anchoring at mitotic spindle pole body
Cellular component (GO): mitotic spindle; microtubule organizing center; MWP complex
Molecular function (GO): protein binding
Source: RefSeq, a predicted model, not a curated record
AUGCGUUUCUCUAGGAAUCUGAAGUCAUCCACCCAAUCUAUUCCCAGCCCUGAUGGCGCAUACAUCGCAACGAUCAUUUCUUCCAAGCUCAACAUCCGCGAGACGCGUUCUCUUGAGACUCUACGCGUUAUAACCCUGCCUCCUGAACUUUUGAGCUCCAUCUCUUGGUUCUUAUGGUCUGCUUCUUCGACUCGGAUUUUGCUUGCAUCUACAGACAAUAUCCGCGUCUACUCCAUUACCAAUCCCCAAUUCUCAGCCAAUAUUACGAGUCCAACUUCUGGAACAACAAAGGUUACCUACAUAACAUUUGGGGCUACCGAUGAUGAAAUAUGCGUUUUCUCGGACUUUGGACUGAAGCUGUCCAUCAUGAAUCUGGCAACAUCAAAGUCAGUUGACAUCAACUCACCAAAAUUCUAUCAUCCAGGCAGUGCCGGCAAGGGCUUCUCAUAUCGCCCAGGAACAAAGAAUCUGGCUCUCUUGACGAGAAGCGGAGGGAAGGACAUCAUAAGCAUCCAUACGUUAGAGAAUCUGGAGGUCAUGAGAGCGUGGCAUUCAGAAAGCAUCGAUGCUCAAGGGAUUAUUUGGAGCCCGGAUGGAAGGUGGCUUGCAGUAUGGGAAUCUGCUUCGCAAGGGCAUCGGAUAUUCGUAUACACAGCGGAUGGACAUCUUUACAAGACAUGGAACGGGCCAAAUCCAACUUGCCACGAGGAAGCUGAUAUCGAGCUUGGCGCUGGUAUCAAGAUGCUUGAUUGGAACAGAACGGGAACUUAUGUUGCAAUUGGCGAUUACAGCUCUAGGGUCACUCUUCUUGCAACGCCUUCUUUCAAUGAAUCCAUGAAUGCUAUUCAUACGACAUCAGUCACCCCGGCCGAGUCUCUACAGGUAUGGCAAGAACAAAUCGUUCCCUCACAGCAUGGAGGGGUAGAACGAGAAUUCGCGGCAGCAACGCAAGCAAUAUGCCCACCGACCUCAGGAACUACCCCAGCCAGUAAUAACGAUGUCAAAACUGGCACGAACCUAUUAUCAUUUGAUAAUUCGGGGACUUUGUUAGCCACAAGAACCGAGAGCAUGCCAAGCACGAUUUGGAUCUGGGAUAUUGGUACGCGAAUACUCAGAGCAGUCAUGAUCUUGCAUUCUCCAAUCGCAAGAGUCACUUGGCAUGCGAAAAUAGAUGAGUUGCUUAUGAUCAGAUGCGAAGGCGAGGAAACGCGAGGCCUCGUACACCUCUGGGAUCCAUCGUGGGAGAAGCCUAAAGUCGUCAACUUUGCGACUGAAAUCCCAGGCGGCAAGGUUAUUGGUAAGACAAUUGUGCGUUGGCUGAACGUCGACGCGGAGCACCCGGCGAUGCUAUUCAGUGAUACGCAGGAUUGCAUGCUUGCAUCGGUCUCUGAAACGGAUGACGGUGAUGUACCAUGGCAAGAUGCUGUAAUAAGAGGAUUUGAUAUUUAUGGACAGAGAGAGGAAUCACCCUUGACCUUGGUAUCCGCGGACGAGAAAAGACGGCGUGGAAAGACGAUUGAGUCUUUGAUGGAGGAAGAAGACAUGACGACAAUGAGCGGGGGGAGUGACGAAGUCGAUGAUACAUUUCAAUUUCGAAAGUUUGUGGGACCUGAAAGCAGUCCGUGGACAUGA